AUGUCCGACUCAUCUGAAUCCAUCUCCCUGCAAGUAACAGUCCACCUUAAACCCGAGGACGUGCCGAAGUUCUGGGCCGCUUUCGAACCCGCCUACAAGGCUGUCAUUGCUGAGCCCGAAUGUACUUUCUUCGAAUUAUACCAGUCGCUUGAUUCCCCAGGGACUAUCUCUUGGGUAGAGAAUUGGUCCGCGUCAAAGGAAUGGCUUAUGGGGGUCCAAUUGGUGAAGCCGUAUUAUCGUGAUUACUUCGCUGCAACGGAGCCACUAUUUAUAAAGCCUAGAGAGGCUAAGUUGUUGAAGAGAGUGGGGACACCGUUUACGAUGGUGAAAAAGACGAAUGGAGGGUUGGUAGAUUAG
Molecule: messenger RNA, 357 nt
Organism: Aspergillus luchuensis
Lineage: Eukaryota; Fungi; Ascomycota; Eurotiomycetes; Eurotiales; Aspergillaceae
Product: putative quinol monooxygenase
Exons: 3
Coding region: 1-357 (118 amino acids)
Source: RefSeq, a predicted model, not a curated record